AUGAAGAUACUUGUACAAUUAUAUAAUAUACAGAUGGCAGGGCGGAUAAUAUUGCUACUGCUACUGUUGUUAACUGUGGCGCGGCAACAUGAUAUGGUGAACGCUCUACAUGUAUCAAAGGAAAUGUUGUUGACAUGGGACAGCAAGAUGGAGGUGGCUUCACCAGUAGAUAUAAUAAUAGGAGAUAAGAUAAUAUGGCAAGCAGCAACAGCUAAAGAAUCCAAGGAUGUGAGCGACACAGAAGCCACCGCCGCCACAAAAGACACAGCUAGCGAGACUUAUGAAGUUUUCAUAUUUGACGAGAAGGCUUUGUACAGGCUUGCCGAGCCAGGUGCUAGAGCAUCACAUGUGUUCAAUAGAAUAGGUCGUUACAAGUAUGGUCUUCGUCGCACUAAUAUGGCUGGUACACCAAAGGAGUUCAUGGUGGUAGUGCAUCCUUCUUAUCCAUGGCUAUCGCCAGAGGAAGAACUCAACCCAUAUGGCAAGGCACAAGAGGAUCUGGAGAAGUUGGACCGCAACAGACGUGAAGAGUUUGAGAAGCGCGACUAUCCCUUCCGACAGCAACAGGAGCAUGAACUUGAUGCUCGUGAGAGAGUCAAGCCUACGUGGAACAAUGGGCCGAUCAUCGAUAAGAACAAGAACAACACAAACAACAACCACAACACUACUACAUCUACAACAACGAAAACAACUACUUCAAUUCAAACGGACGAUAGUGGUAGCAGCCCAAGAGUGCCGAUCGACGUGGAGGAUGGCUUGCCGUUGGUCAACAGAACGACUCCCGUUCCACAGAUCGGAGCGAGCGAGGACCAAGAUAGAGCGGGCCGCCAAGGAAGUAGCAGCAACAGCGCCUCUUCUCUGAGCCAUUUCAACACCACUUUAGAAGCCGGAUGUCUUUCCAAGUUCAUUCUAUUGUUUGUGUGUGUGGCGAUAGCAACCUUA
Molecule: messenger RNA, 942 nt
Organism: Acytostelium subglobosum LB1
Lineage: Eukaryota; Evosea; Eumycetozoa; Acytosteliales; Acytosteliaceae
Exons: 1
Source: RefSeq, a predicted model, not a curated record